CUCGCGCCCCUCCCCUCCCCCCGUCGCUCACCGCGCGCCUCCCUGUCUCACUACACACAGACCGGAGCGGCGGAGGAAAUCUAGCCUCUGUAGCAGCUCGUCAGGCUCUCACACACGGACAGAGCGAUGUCAGAGCCUGCAGGGCGGAGUUCCUCCAUCUCUUCCAUCUCCUCCGUUUACUCCGUCUCUCUGGUGGAGAUCAAGGCUGAGACUCGUCUGGUCCUGCAAGCUUUUCUCGAACGGACUCUUUCUACCCCCCACAAAGAGAGACCGGGCAAAGUAGGGGGAGCGUACGAUGAUCAUAACAAGUUCAGGUCCAAGCCACAUUCCCAACCAAAUGAUGGACGGGACCACCAGGCUGAAGAUGAAAACACAAAGAAGACUGGAUUGAAGGGGUUAAUAAAGCAGCUGCCUCAACGGAGCACGAUUCGAAGGACAAAAGAUGCGAAAGGCUCGCUUGACAGGGACAUCAAGGCAAAACACUACCAAGAAGAUGGAAAACCUUCCUCCUCCUCCUCCUCAUCAGAUGACGAUGACCGAGAAAAGUGGAAGAAGAAACAAAAGAAGAUUAAAAGAAAGCUGUCUCAGUUCUUUAAAAAGAUGGAAAAACAGAAGAAAGAGAAGGAGAAAGAAAGAAUUCAACCUCUGUCUUCAGGGGACACCAGCGCGCCAAGUUAUCGUCCUGAGUUCUACAAUGAGGUGGCUGAGAAGCUGGACAGGAUUGCCCGGAAAUCCACCAAGUUAAAGAUACCGAGUCCCGUAGUCCAACCAACACCAGUGGUGUGUGAUAAAGAGGUGGUGGUCCAGCAGCUGGUUGAGCUGCUGUCUUUGGAAGGAGAUGCCAUCAACACUAAGAUCCAGUCGGACCCCAUCCUGCGCAACAGUCUGAAACGUCUUUCCUACGGAUCAUUUGCCAGAGUUAUAGACAUUUUCAACAGCAGUCAGGUGCCCCAGGUCCCGCCCUCGGCACCACCAGCUAGUCCAACACUGAGACGCAUAGCGGUCAGCAUGGAGGUGUCCCGGCGGAUGGUGACCGCCUCAGGAACCAACCGCAUUCAAGGCUUCGCAGAACACUAUAUGAACACCUUUGCCUCUUGGGUUAAAAGUCAUGGAGGAUGGGAGAGCGUGGCCGAAUUGGAGGAACCUGUGGAGUAUGACUGAGGUUCAGGUGUCCUCUGCAUCACGGUUUCCCCUCUGGACUGUGACACUGACAGUUCUGUCUUCUUCAUCAGUAAAGACUAUCGUCAUGCCAACAAGCCUUUUUCCUGGAGGGCCUGGUGCUGACAAACCAGUUUCACCUGGUACGAUGGUGGUAUCUGACUCCACUCGGCUUUCUCUGGUCUGUAGGGCCUUAUGGAGAAGCUUGAGGAUCCUCAUCUAAGGAUCUUCUUGUCUUAAUGUUUAUGUCAGGGAUGUCCAGUUCUGGGGCCUCAUUUAUCAAGCUUGUGUAGGAACAAAAACCAGCGUACGCCAACUUUUGGAAUUUAUAAAAACCUAACUUGACGGGAAAAUGUUCUUACCUCCCCGGCAACUCUGACCCAGCUGUAUGCACGUAAUCUAGAAAAACGGGAAACGGCAACACCAACGAUACAGAAUAAAAUCAAGGAAAUGAUGUGAAACAUUUCUGCACAGUCCACUAUUACCUUUCACACCACAUGUUAGAUAUUAAAGCUGUUUACAGAAAUGAAUAAAGACGCACAUUUGAUAUUCUGCUGAGAGCACACGCUCAGGGGAACAACAACAGGAUUUCCAGGAAAAGGGAGAUGAUAUUAAUAAGAAGCUCAACCACUAAAACAUGUUCUGUCAUUGUGAAACAAAACUUCCAUGUUAUAAAAUCCAUCCAGCUAAAUAACGUGGACAGUCUGCUGCCAGCAUGUAGCAGUCAGUGUGGAAAGUAGCUUUGGUCCUACAUUUUGUCCAAAGCGAUUCAUCACUCUGGGAUUCGAACUUCAGUCUCCCACAGGGCAGACGGAUGCUCUACCGACUGAGAUAUCCAGCCACAUUAUCUCUGGCGUCUUGCCUUCUGACACAGUGAUGACAGCAUCUGCCUCCUGCUGCCACUAUUCUGCCUUAAUAACACAAGCAAUGCCCACGCCGUGCCCACCAAUUAAACAUUUUUACGUUUGUCAACCUGGUUCAUCAGGAUCUCAGUCUCCUGAGACAUCAUGGGAAUGAUGUGAUAAAUAUUUAUUACAGGUGUCCACCUGACCAUUGAUAGCCACCAUGUGGGCGGGGCAAGGCGUUCCCUCACGUGUGCCCGCGUUAGAGUUGAUUCUGAUUUAUAAACAGAAGUUGGUGUGGGACGUGCGUGCGCACGCUUUUAUAAAUCUGAAAGUAGAAGUGUGCCGCAGAUGCCACCUGUAGUUUGCUUUGCUACGCGCAGUUUGAUAAAUGAGGUCCCUGGUCCUCCAAGGGCGCCAUCCUGCAGGUUUUCUCUGUUUCCUGAAUGAAAUGAUGGUAACAUUAACAAUUUUUGAGCAGAACUUGACAGCAAACUGUUGAGAAGACCCAUUUAAUCAGAAUCAGGUAUCUAAAACCUGCAGGACUGUGGCCCUGGAGGACCGGAGCUGUGCAGAGUCGGUCCUUUAAAUCUAUGAGCCAGCGGCCGCUGUGAAGCAGCAAUGAAGACGAAGCUGAUGAUGCAGCAGCAGCACUAAGUUGAUCCCCGGACAGCGUGAGGGUGAUGAAAACACUGGGUCGGGGGUCUGCAGAUGAACACUAACUGGUCUGUGGUGCUGACAGCCUCAGUUCUUUCGGUUUACAUGGUCUGUAUCAAGAACUGAGGUCCUGGAGUUUGAACAAACAUCUAAUAGAUUUUUACCUCAGUGGUGCUGGAGUAAAGGCUCUCUGGGUCUCCUGCACUGAUGGCAUUAAAACACUCUGCUGUAUUUAAGUAUUUAUUUUGAACUGUUUACACUUUUUUGACAUAUCAGAGAAAAUGGAAGUUGUGAAGUGUUUUUUUAGAUCAUUUAUUCAAUCUUAAUAAUCAGUGUAAAAAGUGAUGAUUGUCUGCACCAAACUGAAAUCUGAACUGCUUGAUAAUGUUGUGAAGUCAUAUAAAUGUCUUCAGCAGAAU
Messenger RNA from Melanotaenia boesemani (Boeseman's rainbowfish), 3076 nucleotides. RefSeq names its product BCL2 like 12 (gene bcl2l12). Bases 127 to 1161 code for a protein of 344 amino acids. Lineage: Eukaryota; Metazoa; Chordata; Actinopteri; Atheriniformes; Melanotaeniidae. The record is from RefSeq and is a predicted model, not a curated record. The transcript is spliced from 8 exons. Gene Ontology annotation, biological process: regulation of apoptotic process.